AUGAGCGGCUCCAUGCGUGACCUCAUCUCGGCCGAAGCUGAGCUGGACGACGAGGAAGAUGAGUCGUUCGACGAGGAGACUGGAGAGGAGCGCAGACGGAAGAAGGGCCCCCAUUUCGAAGACUCGAGCGAGGAGGAGGAGGAUGACGACGACGAAGAGGAAGCACGAAAGGUCCGAGAAGGUUUCAUUGUUGAUGAGGACGAGGAAGAAGAGGAUGGGGAAGAGGGCGGAGAAUCCGAAGGCGACGAACGACCAGUCGUGAAGAGAAAACGGGAACAUCGCGACCGCGAGGAGGAGGAACGUCUCGACGAGGAAGAUCUGGAACUCAUUGGCGAGCAGUUUGGCGGGCGGCCUAAAUCGCAGGCCCAGUCCAAGUUCAAACGUCUCAAGCGCGGUCACCGUGGCGCAGACGAACCGGCCAACGAGCGCCGAGGACUCGAAGAAAUAUUCUCUGACGAGGAUGAUGAUGCGGGAGACCAGCGACCCUAUGGGAGACCCAACUUCCGCGCCCAGGCCGACGAGUUUGACGACUUUAUCGAGGAAGAUUUCCCUGAAGAUGAGGAUGAGCGAAUGCGACAGCUUGAGGAUGCCGAAGUCGCUCGCCCCAGAGAUCGCGGUGUCGGUACCGUCGUCGACACCUCCGGCCUCGACAAGGAUGCCCUCGACGACAUGGAAGCCAUUUUCGGCAAUGGCGAGGACUAUGACUGGGCCCUCCAGCUGGAGGAGGAGGAAGAGGACCGCGAAAGGGACGAGCAAGCAAUCGAGCUCAAGGACGUUUUCGAGCCCUCGCAGCUAAAGGAAAAGCUGCUCACAGACGAAGACAACGAGAUUCGCUUCACCGACGAGCCCGAGCGAUUUCAACUCGAUCGAAAGCCCUUCAAAAGCCUCCAGCUCACGGCCGAGCAGUUCAGGGAAGAGGCGAGGUGGAUCACCAACCAGCUUUGGCCGAAGAAGGGCCUGGUCCAGGAGCUUCAGGCCCCCUUUGGCAAAGCUGUCGGCAAAGUCCUCGAGUUCUUCAUCGUUGACGAGGUCGAGGUACCCUAUGUGUUUCAGCAUCGGAAAGACUAUCUGCUGCAUUCCAAAAAGAUACGGAGAUCGACGCGAGACGAUCCAGACGGCCCCGACUACACCAUCCAGUCUGACAAGCUUUUGACCCAGGACGACCUGUGGAGGGUCCUUGAACUUGACAUAAAGUUUCGCUCUUUCGUCGACAAGAGGAACUCUCUCGAGAAGACGUUUGAAAACCUGAAGUCGCUUGAAGUCGACGACCCCAUGGUGGCGGAGAUGAUCCCCGAGGCGGCUACCAUGGAAGAGCUGCAAGAUCUGCAAGACUACUUGCAAUUUCAAUACGGCCCCAAGCUGAAGGACUUGGCUGCCUUGGCCGGCAAUGUGUCGCAGAUGAAGCGGCCUGGGUCCAAGUCGUCACUGCUCGAUCGCGUUCGCAACGGCAAGGCUUACCAUUUUGUCAAGGCAUAUGGCAUCUCGGCCGACCAGCUGGCCAAGAAUGCUCUCCGACAAGGGAAGAAGGUUGCACCUGAUGAUGAUGAGCAGUAUCCCAUGGAUCUGGCCGACGCCCUCAUCGACGACAACUUCAGCACCGGGGACCAGGUCAUCAACGCCGCCCGCCAACUGUUCUCGGAGGAAUUGUUCGCCAGCCCUCGGAUGCGAAAGUACUUUCGCAGCUCCUACUACCAGGCCGCAGAAAUCAGCUGUCGCCGGACGGACAAGGGACUGCGCAAGAUCGAUGACUCGCAUCCCUACUACGAGGCCAAGUACCUCCAGAAUCAGGCCAUCGCCGAUCUCGUUCACCAGCCGGAGCUAUUUCUCAAGAUGAUGCGUGCCGAAGAGGAAGGGCUGGUGGAAAUCAAGGUCGAGAUGCCUCAACGAUACGACUUCCGGCGUCACCUGCAUCAGGAGUUUGAGUCGGAGAACUUCAGCGAUCGCGCAGAGCAGUGGCGCGAGGAACGCAAGCGAGUGCUCGAUCUUGCUUAUCCCAAGCUGGCAAAGGUCAUUGUCAAAAACGUCAAAGAGGUGAUUCGGACGUUUUGUCAAGACGAGGUCCUGAAGAUGUGCCGGCAAGAGUUUUACAGGAAACUGGACCAGGCUCCCUACAAGCCCAAGGGAAUGGUCUCGGGCACGACGCCUCGAGUCCUAACACUCUCCAACGGCAUGGGCGAUCCCGCUCGCGAUCCCACCUGCUGGGCCUGGGUGGAGGAGGACGGUCGCGUGCUAGAGCAGGGUAAGUUCGGCAAUCUCUCUCGAGACGAGGCCCAGCGCGACGAGUUUGUCGAACUCGUCCAGCGCCGUCGCCCUGAUGUCAUUGGCGUGAGCGGCUGGUGUGCAGACUCACAAAAGCUGGUUCGCGACCUAGAGAGCAUUGUGAGCGAAAAGGGACUCAUGGGCCCCGAGUUUGACGAUCCGGAGACCAACGACUACCGCACCGAGCCUCUGGAGGUGAUUGUGGUCGACGACGAGGUCGCGAGACUGUACAAGGACAGCCCCCGCGCACUGGCCGAGCAUCCAUCCCUCAACCCCGUUACUCGGUACUGUAUCGCGCUGGCCCGCUACAUGCAGAAUCCUCUGAAGGAGUACGCUGCACUGGGCAAAGACGUCGGGUCAAUCUCGUUCCAUCCUUGCCAACACCUGCUGCCUCAAGACAAGCUGACGAAGUAUCUCGAGUCUGCCAUGGUCGACACGGUCAACAUGGUUGGCGUCAACAUCAACGAUGCCAUGGCCGACACGUACACGGCGAACCUGCUGCCCUACGUUGCUGGACUGGGCCCCCGCAAGGCCACGAGCGUGAUCAAGGCCAUCAAUGCAAACGGCGGAUCCGUCAACACGCGGGACGAGCUGGUGGGCGACCCCGACAGCGGCAAACUGCCCGUCGUCGGUCCGAGGGUCUGGAACAACUGCGCCAGUUUUCUCUACAUCGACUACGACGCCACAAACCCGUCCUCGGACCCACUAGACAACACGCGAGUUCACCCGGAGGACUACGAGCUCGGCCGCAAGAUGGCGGCCGACGCACUGGAGCUGGAUGAGGAGGACGUCAAGGCCGAGACGGACGAGAACGGCCCCGGAGCCAUUGUGCGCAAGCUGUUCAAGCAGGACGAGCAAGAGCGCGUCAACGAGCUGGUACUCGACGAGUACGCGGAUCAACUGCUCAAGAACUUCAACCAGCGAAAACGGGCCACCCUCGAGGCCAUUAGUGCCGAGCUCCAAGCCCCCUACGAGGAGCUACGAAGGUCCUUUGCCGGGCUGAACCAGUCAGAAAUCUUCACCAUUUUCACGGGCGAGACCAAGACGUCGCUAUGCGAGGGCAUGAUUGUGCCCGUAAACGUUCGACUGGUUCGAGACGACUUUGCUCUCGUGAAGCUGGACUGCGGCAUCGAGGGCAGGGUGGAGGCGCACGAGGUGACGAGCCGCGCGUCCGUCAAGGAUGUCCUGAGCACGGGACAGACGGCGCAGGCCAAGAUCCUGGAGCUCAACUACAAGGACUUUAUGGCCAAGCUGUCCAUGCGGGAAGACUCUCUGCGCAUCCCGUACAAACGGCCCAUCAACUACGGCCGGGACGGCUGGGACUAUGCGCUCGAGGCCAAGGACAAGGAGGAGCUCCGCGAAAAGGACAAGACGACGGGUCGCACGCAGCGAGUGGUGAAGCACCCCAACUUCAAGCCCUUCAACUCGGUGCAGUCGGAGGAAUACCUGGGUUCGCAACCGCUCGGCGAGGUCAUAGUUCGACCGUCGUCCAAGGGCAACGACCACCUGGCCAUUACCUGGAAGGUCGCCGACAACGUCUACCAGCACAUUGACGUGCUGGAGAUGCAAAAGGACAACGAGUUUUCGGUCGGCAAGCUGCUCCGGGUGGGCGGCAAGUACACGUACAGUGACCUGGACGAGCUGAUCGUGGACCACGUCAAGGCCAUGGCGAGGAAGGUCGAGGAGCUGAUGCGCCACGACAAGUACCAGAAUAGGUCCCGGGGCGAGACGGAGAAAUGGCUGACGACGUACAUUGACGCCAACCCCAACCGGUCCGCAUACGCGUUUUGCAUCGACACGAAACAUCCCGGGUAUUUCUGGCUGUGCUUCAAGGCCAGCCGGACGGCUCGGGUGAUUGGGCUACCGAUCCGAGCCAUUCCGCAAGGGUACGAGCUCAAGGGAUACCAAUACCCGGACAUGCGCGCGCUGUGCAACGGCUUCAAGCUGCGGUACCAGAAUGAGUUUUCCAAGAUGGGGACAAAGUGA
Molecule: messenger RNA, 4245 nt
Organism: Hirsutella rhossiliensis
Lineage: Eukaryota; Fungi; Ascomycota; Sordariomycetes; Hypocreales; Ophiocordycipitaceae
Product: SH2 domain-containing protein
Exons: 4
Coding region: 1-4245 (1414 amino acids)
Biological process (GO): nucleosome organization; positive regulation of transcription elongation by RNA polymerase II; mRNA transcription by RNA polymerase II
Cellular component (GO): transcription elongation factor complex
Molecular function (GO): DNA binding; nucleosome binding; histone binding
Source: RefSeq, a predicted model, not a curated record